Molecule: messenger RNA, 567 nt
Organism: Ixodes scapularis (black-legged tick)
Lineage: Eukaryota; Metazoa; Arthropoda; Arachnida; Ixodida; Ixodidae
Exons: 1
Coding region: 1-567 (188 amino acids)
Source: RefSeq, a predicted model, not a curated record
AUGAAAGAUGGAGAGAUUGAUGUUCCAGUUUUCCAAAGCGGAAAUAACAAUGUAGUCCUUAAAAAGGGACACCGUCUUGGACGUGUCACUGCGGUCGGCAUAGUAAACAGACCCGGUGAGGAGGACAACCAGAGAAACCGAGCGGAAGAGAGUUACGAAACCGAGAAAGAAGGGGUUUUGAUCUCGGCAAUUCGGAAGCCGAUAGCCGAGAAUCAGGUCGAAGUAGGUCCGUCGGUGACCGAGGGGCAAAAAAAUGAGCUCCUUGACCUCCUGAACGAGUAUCGGAAGUGCUUCGCUACGAACUUGAGCGAGCUUGGGUGCACAAAUGUCCUUGAAAUAGACACCCCGGAAGUGCCGGGAAGCUCACCAGUUGCGGUUCGGCCUUACCAAACAAACGUGGCAGAAAGAGAAACGAUUCUCGAGAUCGUCAGCGAAUGGAAACGAGAGGGAAUUGUGAGCGAGACGCAUUCCGCUUACGCAAGUCACGUGAUCCUUGUUCAGAAGAAGAACGGAGAGAAGCGUCUAGUGGUGGACUAUCGACGAUUGAACGCCCAGACCGUAAAAUAA